GGCGGCCGCACCGAAACCGUCGGGGCGUUGUUGCCUGUUGGUGGAGGCGGAGUGGCGUCCUCGUUCGUUGCCUUCGCUUCAACCAACCGAGAGCGAGCGAGCCGUCCACCCCACCACCGAGGUUACCGCGGUCUCUCUCCCUCCUCUCGCGCGCGCGGCCGGCCGGGGAGGUGGGAGGCGGCGGCGAUGGGCAGCGAGGACGUCCUCGUCGAGAUCCACCCCCGCGAGCUCCGCUUCCUCUUUGAGGUGAAGAAGCAGAGUUCAUGUUCUGUCCAUCUAGCGAACAGAUCAGAUCAAUAUGUUGCAUUUAAGAUCAAAACAACUUCUCCAAAAAGAUACUGUGUUCGGCCAAAUGUAGGAGUUAUUCUUCCAAGGGCAUCACAACAUUUUGUAGUUACUAUGCAAGCGCAAAAGAAUGCUCCACCAGAUCUGCAAAUAAAAGACAAGUUCCUUGUGCAGACAACAGUUGUUCCUUUUGGUACAGCUGAUGAAGACAUUGUUCCUGCUUUUUUUUCCAAAGAAACUGACCAGUAUAUUGAGGAGAAUAAGCUGAGAGUUGUCCUUGUCAGCACGAGUCAGCCUCAAGAAGAGCAACUCAUCACUGGAGUUGCCCAUGCCAAGUCAACAGUUGAGGUUCCUAUGGCAGAAGAGAUACUGGAUAAUAUGAAUGAAGUACCUAAUGUGGUGAAUGAAGUUCAUCAUCCCCUGAAAGCAAGCUAUCCCCCUUUAAGGGAAACUCCUGCAAUUUUGAGUGAAAUUCCCUCCCCUGUAAAAGAAAGUCGUACUGUUCUGCAAGAUUUUCUAGUCCCAUCAAAAGAAGCUCCAUUUAGUUUGACAGAAUCUGCUCCCAUUUUGAAAGAAACCUCUGCUGUCUCUGUUGAGUCUCAUUAUUCUUCAACAAAAACAAGUGCAACCUUAAACGAAUCUCCACCAUUGAAAGAUACUCCUGCCCCACGAGAACUUGCAAUUUUAAGUGAUAAAGGACCUGCCAAUGCUGAGAACCUUGAUCUAUCUCAUCAGGUAACCGAAGAUGUUCAGAAUUUACAGUCGAAGCUUAAUAAUCUUGAAGCAAAACUAGAAGAUGCUGAAACUUUGAUUGUAAAAUUGAGGGAAGAGACCAGAACCACCAUCCAAGAGCGGGACAAACUACAGAAAGAUAUGGUAUUCUUGAAAAGGGGCCAGGCCGGUUUUCCGCUGCUGUUUGUCCUCUACAUGGCAUUUGUUGGCAUGUCACUUGGUUACCUGUUGCACGUAUUGGAGAUGAGGCACCUGGGCGUAGCUGAGCUUUCUGGGAGCGGCUGAGAGUCCGAGAGGGAGGUAACCUUGCGGCACUUAAUCAGAGAGGGAUUACUGUCGCGUGAUGAUGUCACAUCAUCGGUUCCGAGGGCUUUCCAUAAAGCUGAGGUUGCUAAUAACUGGAAUGUAUAGAGCAGCUUGAUUUCAAAUUGUAUAGAACUAUUAUAGAAGAUAUUUACCUGAAGACUAAACAGAAAAUUCCCCAUAUUUUCCUUUUGGAGUCAGUACAUGUAGCUCUGGAGUCUGGAUGCUAUUUCUCGGUGUUAUUGUUAUGAUUUUUUAAAAAGAAAAUGACAGAAAUUUAAGAGGAGAC
This is a messenger RNA of Phragmites australis (common reed), 1609 nucleotides long. Its product is annotated as vesicle-associated protein 2-2-like. Lineage: Eukaryota; Viridiplantae; Streptophyta; Magnoliopsida; Poales; Poaceae. The coding region runs from base 187 to 1302 and encodes 371 amino acids. The record is from RefSeq and is a predicted model, not a curated record. The transcript is spliced from 8 exons. Gene Ontology annotation, biological process: endoplasmic reticulum membrane organization. Gene Ontology annotation, cellular component: plasma membrane; endoplasmic reticulum membrane.